Molecule: messenger RNA, 2772 nt
Organism: Aegilops tauschii subsp. strangulata
Lineage: Eukaryota; Viridiplantae; Streptophyta; Magnoliopsida; Poales; Poaceae
Source: RefSeq, a predicted model, not a curated record
AUGGCGGACGAUGGAGGAGGUGGCGGCGAUGAGCACCUUGUCCAGAUAACUGUUGGGGGCGCCGGGCAAGGCAAGGUCGACCCGCCGGAGAAGCGGCUGAAUCGCUUCGUUCGUGCCGUCGUGCUGAUCGAGAGAGUGGGCAAUGCGCUUGGUACGCUGGCAUUCACGUGGGCCACCGUGGUCCUGCUCGGCGGCUACGCCAGUAAACUCCACUCCGAUGAUGAUUUUAGUUUCGGGACAAUCUUGAUUCUCCUAGAGGCCGCAAGGAUGUUCACCCGUGACAAGAACAGUCUAGAUUAUCAACUGUUCUUUAAUACCAGAGGAGCAUUUAGGCCCCUUGGCUGGAGUGGACUGACUGUAAUUGCAUGUUUUUGUGGUGUGCUGAAAAUCAUCUGGAAGAAACAUCGGAUCGCUAGCAUGGUGCUCUUAUUGAGCCCAAUAUUUGUCCGGUCAUUAUCUGAGGUGUCACCAGGAGUAUGGGAUCCGAUGCGUCGUGCCGUAUCACUAUGGGUGCUCGUAGCAACAAUAGGCAAUCGGUGCUUCAGAAUAAUCAGUAAACAAGAAUUUUGGCGUCAAGUUAUUAUAAACAUGUGCAUGAUUGCUGCUCUAGGGAUGCUGGUGUACAUGUUUGAUGUACAUGAACAUGAACCAUCAACGAUGAUCAUAAUUGAAGUAUGUGCACUAGUGAUCGUAUCAUUUGGCAACUUACAGAUUCCAGCAGCAGUUGUGCGGGUCAUUCUAGCAUUAAGUGGGCUUAUACUACUACAACAUGGUGGAAGUGAGCCUGAAUACGAUGAACUCUUGGAUGGCCUAAAAAACAUUGGAGCAACUCUAAAACUCUUCUAUGGGAUGGUGCUUGUACAAGGAAUAUUCUAUGCCGUGGCCUGCAUGUUAGAGUUCUUCUCUUUCAUCCCUCGAAAAUCCCUCAUCCACCGUGUUGGAUUUAAUCAGUGGGGAAUGAAAUCUGUCAAUAUGUACUAUGCAUAUGCGUCAGAAAAAUGCAAACAAGGGGGUGUUCUUGCUCCGAAGAGGAUCAGCCUCAGCACCUUUGCCAUGGAUUCUGUGAAGUCGGAUUUUUGUUUGGAGAAAUCAGAUUCAACCAACAAUCACCUGUACGGGAUACAAGUGGUGCACAACUUUCUGCAAAGUGAACUAACCAAGGCACAACUCCUUUCAAAACUCGCCACUUCUACCAAGACGAUGGCCAGAAUAAUCAGAAUGUUGGAUUGGACAAGUCCAAAGGAUACAGCUAUCAGAUUAUAUGCCGCAAAGGUCAUGGUGGAGCUAGCAAAGAAUCUCCGUGUUGGCACUAUCCCUGGUACAAUGCAGCUUGUAUCUGCACUUCUUGACACUGAUCGCAGACUGCAAAGAGGAAACCCGCUCCUAGACACUGACAAUGAACACGGAGAAAGACAAGAUCCAGUUCUGAAUACAGAAGACAACAGAGAGGUAGCUGAUAAACAAUUGCAAACACAAGGUCAACUUCGGGACACUGAAAACGUGCCAGAAACAGAAAGCAGAUCAGCCCAAGAAGUUAGCAUCAGAGAACAGAACUCAUGUGCGCUCAGAUGCUGGCAGCGUAUUUCAGAAUUCUGGUCAAUACCCGAUGAGGAGCUGCUCACAGACCACGAUCUUCUACCUGUGCUGGCCAUGUCAAUUAUAGACAGUCUUGCUGGUUGUGGUCGGGAUAACUGCGUGGAAAUCAGCAAAGUAGAUGACCUCCUCCCGAAGAUCAUAAGAUUCACAAGAUUCAGAAGUGACACCGUGAAUAAUGAGGCACAGCAGAAGAUCAUGCUGAAGUCAUCACUGAAAGUGCUGCAAAGGCUCACAAGCAUAGGCGGGAAAAUCGGCAUCACACUGCGGUCCAAGAUAUCAGAAGAUCCGUUCCUCUUGAGUAACCUUGCAGAGAUCUUGGGGAACAACAAGAGCAGCCAGGAAUCGAGAAAGUUGGUGGUGGGAAUCCUCAGAAACAUGGCCAUUGAUGAGAAAACAAGGCAGGAGAUUGGUCGCAUCGAAAUGAUCAUCACCAAGCUGAUGCAGGCGUUUCUCAAUGCAGAAGGAACCAGGAGUACCAAUGCUGAUCCCUUGUCACGGAAGGUCGCCGGGCAAGCACUGGCAAUGCUGACAACAGAGUGUGUCCAAAAUUGCUUGGUUUUGAUGAAGGAACCAGAGUUCAUUAAGAAGCUCAAACCUAUGAUUUUGAUCCAUGAUGGCACGUACAUAUAUGUGGCAGCAAGCCUGUUGCGUAAUGUAUGUUUGCACGCUCGAUCCAAGCUUAGAGACUCGGACCUGAAGGAGCUAUCUCGUACCUUACGAGAGGUGUGGGAAAGAAUAAUGGACGCGGAAGGGGCAGAACUAGAGAUCCUGAUUGGGCUUAGUUCGCAGAUAUGUGAAGUUAAUCCUGAAGACUUCACCCGUGGACUAGGCAAUGGUCAGAUUAAGCAGAGAUUUCUCAAGAAGCUUAUCGUCACACUGAAUGCAAAUAUGAAACCUAGCACUCAUUGUCCUGGGGUUAGGAGGGUGAUAGUUGAGCAAUUCAUACACUUGAUGGAGUACAAUUCUGGCUAUGCAGAUUGGCUCAGUGAAAUUGGGAUGACAGCAGCAUUAUUAAUGGUAGAACAAACACUAUCAAAGGUUGAGGACUAUAGGCUCUUCUUGGGCGAUGAAGGAUUUAUGAAGUACAACAUGCCUUUGUCCAAUCUUGUGGCCAUAGCAAAAAAACUUAUGGGCUGUGACUGUGUUAUGGCCCAGGCGCAGGAGAUCAGGGAUUAA